Messenger RNA from Cylicocyclus nassatus, 941 nucleotides. The record is from the annotation of a GenBank genome assembly. NCBI's taxonomy places the organism in Eukaryota, Metazoa, Nematoda, Chromadorea, Rhabditida, Strongylidae.
CAGAAAUGACAAGAACAUCUGGCAAGCGCGUUACGCAUGUUAUACUAGAUGUUGACGGGACUUUAUUGGAUACCGAAACAUGUUAUGAGAAGGCAAAUCAGGAGAUGUUGGCCAAGUUUGGGAGGAAGUUUACUUCUGAGAUGAAAGCAAACAUGAUGGGGCGUAAUGGGGUGGAGGCAGUUGCGUGGUUGAUCAAAGAAGUGGGUAUCUCCGACAAGAUCUCGGUUGAAGACUUUGUUGCACAGAAGGAUGCUAUGCUUGCUGAAAUGUUCCCCAAAUGCAAUGCUUUUCCCGGUGCCGAACGCUUAGUUCGCCACUUUGCUAAGCACCAUAUACCGAUGGCGAUAUGCUCAGGCUCAUGUUAUCGGAAGUUUGAACAAAAAGCAAUUAGGCAUCGCCAUUGGAUGGAUUUGAUUCCCAUAAAAGUGCUCUGCGCAGAUGAGAAGGAAAUCAAACGAGGUAAACCCUAUCCAGAUGGAUUUCUCAUGACAAUGCGGAAAUUUUGCAAUGCCCCAGCUGAUCCAUCCCAUGUGCUUGUCAUCGAGGAUUCACCUAAUGGAGUUCAAGCGACUAUAGCUGCCGGUAUGCAGUGCGUUGCUGUGCCAGAUCCUGCACUUCGCUCGCAGGUGCAGUUGCUAAAUGUAAGCAAAGUCCUUACGAGCCUUGAGGAAUUCAAGCCGGAAGAGUUCGGACUGCCUCCUUUUGACUGAUCCUCAGCUUCGAGCAAGAGGUGUGGCACACAGCCGCCGGAGACGACUCCCACCCCUACCCCUAACAACCGUUUGCCUACCGUAAACUCAAUAUUGAGGUCAUGUCAAGUAUUAGUAAUAAAUCAGUAUUUAGCAUGUCGGUUAACCCCUGUGGGCCAAUAGCGAACUCUAAAGGCUACUCCUUUUUGCCCAUGUAAGAAAUAACACUUUAAAUUGUCGCCAAACUGUAAA